Oncorhynchus gorbuscha (pink salmon) is the source of this 6213-nucleotide messenger RNA. RefSeq names its product CSC1-like protein 2. The coding region runs from base 389 to 2920 and encodes 843 amino acids. The record is from RefSeq and is a predicted model, not a curated record. Lineage: Eukaryota; Metazoa; Chordata; Actinopteri; Salmoniformes; Salmonidae. Gene Ontology annotation, molecular function: nucleic acid binding; calcium-activated cation channel activity. The transcript has 25 exons. Gene Ontology annotation, cellular component: plasma membrane.
GAGGCUCACAAUGGAAUAUGUCAGGCUUCCAAUUGCCGGUAAUUAUUUUCCUAGCGUUCACGUCCAUUUUCGGUGUCGUUCAAAGGGACUGUGAAGCAAUUCGCCGCUUUUUAAACUUUUGCAACAAAAAGCCCAUAAUGGAUUUCGAAUAUGUUUCUGACGCUUCUCAGUAGCUUUCUCUCGUGAGGCUGAUUGCUUGAUUUCCAGACCUUUUCACCUUGGUGGUGGAUUUGUAACGAUAUAUUUAGCCUCUCUCGUUUGGGAUAUUGCCAUUGGAGCAAGAGAAGACGCAAACAUAAAUUCAAAUUGGAUUGCCAGGUUUCCAGGAAGAUGCGGCUGUGAGCUUGCUCACAGUGCUGAUCCUGUGGGUCUUCACCUGAUCGUGACCAUGGGGAUAUGGCCGGGGGGGGUCCGGGCCUGCAUUGCAGGCCAGGAGAACUGCUCUGCCAACAAUGAGUCCAAAGACUACUGUUACUCAGCCCGUAUCCGCAGCACCGUGCUUCAGGGCCUACCUUUUGGAGGGGUCCCCACAGUCCUUGCGCUGGACUUCAUGUGCUUCCUGGUGCUUCUCUUUGUCUUCUCAGUACUGCGGAAAGUGGCCUGGGAUUAUGGACGCCUGGCAUUGGUGACAGAUGCUGACAGAUCGAAGAAGCGUUUCAACGGAUUGGAGGAGCGGGAAUAUGUUGCCUCAGCUCUGCAUUCUGAAACGCCAGACCGCUAUGAACGUCUCACUUCAGUCUCCAGCUCUGUCGACUUCGAUCAACGGGAUAACGGCUUCUGUUCCUGGUUAACUGCCAUCUUCAGAAUAAAGGACGAGGAGAUUCGGGAGAAGUGUGGUGAGGACGCAGUGCACUACCUUUCCUUCCAGCGCCACAUCAUCGGCCAGCUGGUGGUUGUUGGGGUUCUGUCUGUGGGCAUCGUCCUGCCGGUCAACUUUUCUGGUGACCUUUUGGAAAAUAAUGCAUACAGCUUUGGGCGGACCACUAUAGCAAACCUGAAGUCUGGGACUAACCUCUUGUGGCUCCACACUUCGUUUGCAUUCAUAUACCUGCUUCUGACUGUGUACAGCAUGAGACGACACACGUCCAAGAUGCAUUACAAGGAGGACGACCUGGUGAAACGUACAUUAUUUAUCAAUGGGAUCUCCAAAUAUGCCGAAGAGGUCCACAUAAAACAACACUUUCAACAAGCCUAUGAGAACUGCACUGUUCUUGAUGCUCGAAUCUGCUACAACGUAGCCAAACUCAUGUCCCUGAAUGCUGAGAGGAAGAAGACAGAGCGCAGUUUAAAGUUCUUCACUGAUCUCAUGGCCAAAGAGCACAUGCCCACCAUGGUCAACCCCAAACCCUGUGGCCACCUCUGCUGCUGUGUCAUCAAAGGCUGUGAGCAGGAAGAGGCGGUGAGCUUCUAUACUAAGCGGGAGGCCAAAUUGAAGGAGGAGUACAGAAAGGAGAAAGAGAAGGUCAACACUAAACCUCUUGGCAUGGCGUUCGUCACGUUCCAGAAUGAGGCAAUGACUGCAAUAAUCCUAAAGGACUUCAAUGCCUGCCAAUGCCAUGGCUGCACAUGUCGCCAAGAGCCCAAGUCAUCCCAGUUCAGUGAAAGUCUCCACAUCUACAACUGGAGUGUGAGCUAUGCUCCUGACCCUCAAAACGUGCGCUGGAAAUCACUUAUGGUUGGGGGCGUUUCCUGGUGGAUUCGCUGCUUCAUCAUCAACUGCAUCCUUUUCCUCCUGCUCUUCUUUCUCACCACCCCCGCCAUCAUUAUCUCCACGAUGGACAAGUUUAACGUCACCAAGCCUGUGGAGUAUCUCAAUAACCCCAUCAUCACCCAGUUCUUCCCUACUUUGCUCCUGUGGGCUUUCUCUGCCCUGCUGCCCACCAUUGUCUACUACUCUGCUUUCUUCGAGAAACACUGGACGAGGUCGGGGGAGAACCGGACCACCAUGCACAAGUGCUACACCUUCCUCAUCUUCAUGGUCCUCUUGCUGCCUUCACUGGGUCUUAGCAGUUUGGAUGUCUUCUUCCGCUGGCUGUUUGAUAAGAAAUUCCUUGCUGACGCCACUGUCAGAUUUGAGUGUGUCUUCCUCCCUGACAACGGAGCCUUCUUUGUCAACUAUGUCAUCGCCUCAGCGUUUAUCGGUAACGCCAUGGACCUGCUGCGGAUUCCAGGCUUGCUCAUGUAUAUGAUCCGACUGUCCCUGGCCCGUUCCUCUGCAGAGAGGCGCAACGUAAAGAGGCAUCAAGCGUUUGAAUUCCAGUUUGGAGCGGCCUACGCCUGGAUGAUGUCCGUCUUCACUGUAGUUAUGACAUACAGCAUCACCUGUCCAAUCAUCGUCCCCUUUGGUCUGAUGUACAUGCUGCUGAAGCACCUGGUGGAUAGAUACAACAUGUAUUACGCUUACCUUCCAUCGAAACUGGACAAGAAAAUCCACUCAGGUGCUGUCAAUCAGGUGGUGGCAGCUCCCAUCCUCUGUCUUUUUUGGCUGCUAUUCUUUUCCACCAUGCGCACAGGCUUUGUAACCCCCACGUCCAUGUUCACUUUGGUGGUCCUAAUCAUCACCAUUGUGGUAUGCCUGUCGCACGUCUGCUUCGGCCACUUCAAGUAUCUCAGCGCUCACAACUACAAGGUACGGGUCACUGUGCUCAAGAUUGACACCAAGGAAACAGAUGUUGACGUGGUUGAAAAUGGCCGCCCUCCACUCCGCACCUUCUCUUCUCCUUCUAAUAAGUCUCAGCAACCAACAUACAUUGCCCAGGUUUUACAGGACCCAAUCAUGGAUGAUGCUUGCACAGGCAGUGGGGAGGAAGAUCGGGGGUCCUCACAGGAUGAGGAGAUGAUAAACACUGGGAAUAGUCUCAAUGAAGCUGACUUCCAGUCCGGUGAAGACAGCCUCAUAGCCAACGAGGUCCACCAGUAACACUACCAGCUGAGAAGGGGAAAGAGCGAAAGAUGGUGAGGGAGGGAUUUUGAAGAGGAUGAAUGCCAGACACGAACAACAAACCACCAACUUCACUUUGGAUUCUAAAACAAUUUGCACUCAUUGCUCCCCCACCUUUUUUCAGUUGUGCCUCUGCACAUUGGCAUUACCAGAAAAUGCCAGGUACAUCACCCCCACACACACACACACACACACACACACACACACACACACACACACACACACACACACACACACACACACACACACACACACACACACACACACACACACACACAGUGUAAUUGUGAAUGGUUUUGUUAAGUAUAAUUUGGAGCUUGUCUCUGCAGAUUCUUCAAAGUCCCCUCUGUGUAUUUUGAACACCUAUCAGCGCGAUAUGAAUCUGGGUGUUGACGCCCCUUGUUUUAUUUAUUUAUCUACUGGAGUCCUACACUUUUAUGGAGAUUCUAUGGAGCACAAGUCCAACACUGGUUUUCAUCCAAUCCAAAGAGAUGGAGUCCCAGGAAAGAAACCAUACAAUAGCCUAGACUUUGUACAUAUCCCAAAAUAUGCCAACUGUCUUUGUCUCUUAUUUGAAAGAGGGGGUCAAAAUUGUGCCUGGUUUGGGUUUCUUUUCAUCCAUGUUUCCUUACUAAAUCCCCAUCAGUGUGGCUCAGGACUGGUGGAGAGGUCAUGAAAAUUAGGCUACAAAGCCUCUAAUGAAAUCCUGCUCCAAGCACAGGUCCCAUUGAACUUUUAUGGGUCUACAGACUCAUACUCAAACUAAACUUGGUUCAUUCUUGUCAAUGUGCAAAGCACCCUGCAUUAGGUCUUCUUUCUCAUAGCUUAUGAACAAAAUGACUUGCUUGCCCCUUUUUUCUUUGAUAUCUUAUGUUCGUCAUAAGAUAUUCACUCUGCCACUGAACAUCCUAGUCAUGUGAUUGGAGACACCAUCUUAACAUGACGUAUAAAAACAUGAUGCAGUCACUGUCAAGUUUGUAUUAUUAUUAUUUAUUUUUUUACUUCAUGCGUCUCACGUCACUGAAUGGGCACUGUUGGAGGAUAUCAGGGCCAUCACAUCGGCCCUCUGUUGUGUCAUCGAUAUUCCAAAGACGGCAGUGGGCAUGGCAUGCCAAACAGACCAGGGUCCGCUCAGAUGGAUUGUGGGGUUUCUGGUGUGACUUGUGUUGACAUGGCAUUUGUCUACUGUCCUCCUGCCUGUGAUGCCCUGUCAGUCACCUGGUCUUGCUGCUCCCCUCCAUCCUGUCCAUCUCAGUUUCCAAAGGGUCAGUCAUGGAUGGCUUGGUGACUCUUGCAGUCACUAACGUUGUACAGUUUUUAUUUUGUCUUUUAUUUUUUAUUUUACCUCUACCACCUUAAACAUAUGAACAUAUACACCUGAAAUAGGAAGCACAAUUUCUUGUCGGUGUAUAGUUCAAAUAGGCAACUUCGACUCUAACUGGGUUCUGUUCACCUUGGAGAACUUCAACAUUUACACAGUAGUACAAUAGUUUAGCCUAUGUUGUAGAUCCAGGGAAAAGCUGGGAGACAUGAAGAAACUGGUCUUGCCUCAAGUACUCUCUACCCUUAAAAUCCUCCAGUCAGAAGUACGAUAUAUGCAUCUCUGGAAAAGCCAAGUCCCAGUGCAUUAGCUGUUUUUCUAUGCUUUCUCUGAAGGAAUAGAAAUUAAGUGUAGAUUAAAAAUGUAGUAUUUUGCUCUUCAGGAGUCAUACCUAUGGAAGGUAAUUGUUCAGAUAUACAGCACCAAUGAAUAGCGAUGCUUCCAUUUAUUUUUGUCACAUCAGUUUGGGUGCAGUGUGUCUCUGAUUGGAAGUGCAAUCAGCCAGGUGUCUGUCUGAUGCAAAUUGGCUCUCGGAUUCUUUUCUCAGCCCGCAUAGCAACUUCCCCAUUUGGUGUUCACAGUUAUACCCUGGGAAAUUGUGGUGACAUUUCAAAGGCAGUGUGCAAUUUAUUUUCUUAAUGCACUUCAAGCACAAAACACAUGAAAACGCAAUCAAAUACUUCCAUAAAAGGCACUGGGUGUAUAACUAUGUAUAUAAUUUCAUAUAUAUCUUAAAUUACCACAAUUUCAUGAAUUUGAAAUAAUCCAGUCCAAAACAGAAAAAAGUGGAUAACAGGUACAUUAGGCAGAAUUAAAUGUAACUUUCCUGAAGUAUUAAAUCACUGGGUAAGUAUAUCAAUAUACAGUAGUGAUGGCUCUAUCUCCCUAAUACUUUUAAGUGGAGCAUUCUAAGUAUUUCUUUAUAAACCUAGCCAGUCCUUUCAGAUCUGUGAACACCAUAGGGAUUUGGCCAAAUGGACCAAAAAUGGACCAGGCCCAAGAGUGUGGCUCCACUGACUAGUCCAACAAAUGAGGUGCACUGAUAGUGAAGAUCUGCUAGAGGUCACUGUAUACCUGUGUUUUUGUAUUACUAUUAUUAUCAUGUUUUGGAACGGGACGAAUCGUCUCUGUGCAAAAUGAUUUGUUGUAACAAAAAAAGGAUGUUUUACCAAUUUGCAUCAGGAACAUGCAACAGCAAGCCUGACAUGCAGCAAAGAAAUAGGAAAUGGAAAUGUUCAAGUCUCAGGUGUACUUGUUUAAAAAAAAAAAUGUUUACAUGUGUUUUUUUUACAUUGUGAUAGUUGUUUUCAACUUUAAGCAUUUUGAUCUGUUGAUGAAGCUAAUCUAUGAAAGCUGUGGCUAUUGGUAACAUUCUAUCAGGUAGGAAAAUAAAAACAUGUACCGUGGUUGUCUUGUUAUUAGCAGCACAGUUUCCUCUGUAGACACUGAAAUUACCAUUGUAUUGUGGUUUGUCCCUGUUUGAAAACCAUAGCUACAUGCUGGAGAUAUUGUAGCUUUUCUGUGUCUACUCUGUUCUGUAACAUCUGUUUCCCUUUUUAAGUGAGUGUGCACUAACACUGUUCAUGAUUGUAUGCACUCUAACACAAGACUAACAACUAUCCAGUGGAAGUACAUUUUCCUGACAAUAUAAUAAAUAUUUUAAGAGGCUUGCUUGCUAAUGGACAGUCUAUUUCUCAAUGGAAAUGAAGUUACUUUACAAUAACACUAUUCUACAGUGACGAAAAAGGCUGAGAUAUUUUUGUAAAUCUCAAAAGGAACUGUUUUCAGUGACACAGCCUAUUCCAGAUGUGAUACCGAUUAUGUUGAAAGCUGUGACGAUGCCGUUACAUGUAUUGUGAUUUUUUAUUUAUCAUGAACUGACUUUUUAUUUUAUAACUUGCUAAGGAUUUAAGUUAUGAAAAUAAACAUGCCUUGAUAGAAGGAUUCGGGA